UGCCCGCUAUGGCGGCGGUGUCGAGUUUGGGCCCGGGAUGCGGCGCUUUUGACUGAGGGGGUAGGCCAGGCGGAGGCAUUGGGGACAUCCGCGCGGCGCAGAAGAGGACCAGCCUGGACGCCGGGGACGCUGUCAUGUACGGCGCGAGCGGAGGCCGUGCCAAAACGGAGAGGAAAAGCGGCGCGAAGGAGGAGGCCGGACCCGGAGGUGCCGGCGGUGGGGGGAACCGAGUGGAGCUGCUGGUCUUCGGCUAUGCCUGCAAGCUGUUCCGGGAUGAUGAGCGGGCCCUGGCCCAGGAACAGGGACAGCACCUCAUCCCCUGGAUGGGGGACCACAAGAUCCUCAUCGACAGAUACGAUGGGCGCGGUCACCUGCAUGACCUUUCUGAGUACGAUGCUGAGUACUCCACGUGGAACCGUGACUACCAGCUCUCUGAAGAGGAGGCACGAAUAGAUGCCGUGUGUGAUGAGGAGAGGUAUUUAGCCUUGCAUACGGACUUGCUUGAGGCGGAGGCGAGGCAAGAGGAAGAAUACAAGCGGUUGAGUGAGGCACUGGCCGAGGACGGGAGCUACAACGCAGUGGGGUUCACUUACGGCAGCGAUUACUACGACCCGUCGGAACCCACAGAGGAGGAGGAGCCUUCCAAACAGAGAGAAAAAAACGAGGCUGAAAACAUAGAGGAAAACGAGGAGCCUUUCGUCGCCCCCGUGGGGUUGAAUGUGCCGCCCGACGUGGAGCUGCCACCAACAGCCAAAAUGCAUGCUAUCAUCGAGCGCACAGCCAAUUUUGUGUGCAAACAGGGAGCACAAUUUGAGAUAAUGCUGAAAGCCAAGCAGGCCCGGAACUCUCAGUUUGACUUUCUACGCUUUGAUCACUACCUCAACCCCUACUACAAAUUCAUCCAGAAAGCCAUGAAAGAGGGGCGCUACACAGUGCUGGCAGAAAACAGAAACGAGGAGAAAAAGAAGUCGGGGGUCAGCUCUGACAACGACGAUGAUGAUGACGAGGAAGACGGGAGUUACUUGCACCCGUCUCUCUUUGCUUCCAAGAAGUGUAACCGCCUGGAGGAGCUGAUGAAGCCCUUGAAGGUGGUGGACCCGGAUCACCCCCUUGCCGCGCUGGUCCGUAAAGCCCAGGCCGACGGUCCCGCCCCCGCGCCCCCCACGGCAGACGGCGCCGCGCAGCCCUCCCAGGUGGAGUACACCGCUGACUCGACAGUGGCCGCCAUGUAUUACAGCUACUACAUGCUGCCGGAUGGCACCUACUGCCUGGCUCCUCCCCCGCCGGGGGUCGACGUGGCCACCUACUACGGCGCCCUGCCCGCCGGCGUGGCCGUGCCCAGCUCCGCCGGAGUGACGGCCGCCGCCCCGCCGCCCCCCGGGACCACGCCUCCGCCCCCCCCAACCACAGCAGAGUCGAGCAGCGGGGUGACCUCCACCAUCACCACAAGUGCACUUGCUCCCGUGGCGGCCAUCAUCCCCCCGCCCCCCGACAUUCAGCCUGUGAUCGACAAGCUGGCGGAGUACGUGGCUCGGAACGGCCUUAAGUUCGAGACCAGCGUUCGUGCUAAGAAUGACCAAAGGUUCGAGUUCCUGCAGCCCUGGCACCAGUAUAACGCCUAUUACGAGUUCAAGAAGCAGUUCUUCCUCCAGAAGGAAGGGGGCGACAGUGCACAGGCUGUGUCAGCACCAGAAGAGGCCCCGGCAGAAUCUGCCCCUGAAAAGCCAAGUGAUGCUGGGGAGGACGGUGUGUGCGAAGACUCGGCCGACGCAGGAGGAAGAGGAGGCCCCGGGGGGAAGAAGGAGGCGUCGUCCAGUAAGACGGUCGCAGACGGGAAGCUGGUGAAAGCUUCAUUUGCUCCAAUAAGCUUUGCGAUCAAGGCCAAAGAAAAUGACCUCCUUCCCCUGGAAAAAAACCGUGUUAAGCUAGAUGAUGACAGUGAUGAUGAUGAAGAAGGCAAAGAAGGCCAAGAAAGUUGUAGCGGCACCGCAAACACGACCCCGGCAGUCGCCCCGCCCUGUGCGGUUGUUGAGGAGAAGCGGCCCCAGCUAACCCAGGAGGAGCUAGAGGCGAAGCAAGCAAAGCAAAAGCUGGAGGACCGACUGGCGGCCGCUGCCAGGGAGAAGCUGGCCCAGGCGUCCAAGGAAUCGAAGGAGAAGCAGCUUCAAGCGGAACGUAAAAGGAAAGCAGCUUUGUUUUUACAAACCUUAAAAAAUCCCCUACCAGAAGCAGAAGUCGGAAAAGUUGAGGAAAAUCCUUUCAACGUAGAGGUAAGUGAAAGUCCACAUCAGCAUCGCGGGGGCCGGCAUGCUUCCGCUGCGGGCCACCGGGUGUGGGCCCAGGUGCCCCCAGUCCUGGGCUUCGGGGAGCCACGGCCCUGUGGUGACGGGCCCGGGGAGGCCCGGGACGUAACAGAAGUUGUGCGUGUGGCAGGGGAGCGGGCGCAGGGGGGCCCUGGGUGCACUGCCAGUUGCCUGCGUUGUCCGUUGUCCCAGUGUCGUUGGGCCAGCGGCGCUCAAGUGGUGGCGGUGGGUGCAGCGCAGCGAGGCCCUGACUGGCACCGCGCGGCACGGGGGGGCGGUUGCAGGAGCCGCGUGCUGGGACCAGACUGGGAUGCGGACGAGCAAGAGCGGCAUUUCCGUGGGAAGCCCGCAGCGGCCACAGCGCAAGGGCAGGACACGAUGGCAGUCCGGGCAGCAGUGCCCGAGACCUGCUUUCCCUACAGGAGCCCCCACGAGAAGAAGAAGAAGAGGCACUCACGGUCACGGACCGAGUCCAAGGCCGGGUCCCAGUCGGCGUCCCCGAGCAAGCAGUCCGCACGCCGGCACACGGCCCACUCGGCCAGCAUCUCUCCCGUGGAGAGUCGGGGCUCCAGCCUGGAGCGCUCCAGGGGCGUUUCUCAGGAAAAAGACGGCCAGAUCUCCUCAGCAAUUGUUUCCUCCGUGCAGAGCAAAAUAACUCAGGACCUCAUGGCCAAAGUGAGGGCGAUGCUGGCGGCUUCGAAGAACAUGCAGACCAGCGCCUCCUGAGGCCCGGGCUGCGGAGAGCCAGCGAGCGCACAGACCCGUCCGCACGCCGUCCGUGCUCCCCCGGGACGCCCCGGGCCGUCGGCGGUUUUUGUAAAUUAAUUUUUGAUGACAUUUUCAGUUUAAGAUUUUUGACCAGCAGUCUCUUACCUGUAUAUUUGUAAAUAAUAUCAUGUUUCUGUGAAAAUGUAUUAUCAAAUAAAAUGGGAGGAAAACACCUUUUCUA
Molecule: messenger RNA, 3252 nt
Organism: Lynx canadensis (Canada lynx)
Lineage: Eukaryota; Metazoa; Chordata; Mammalia; Carnivora; Felidae
Gene: SFSWAP
Product: splicing factor SWAP
Exons: 19
Coding region: 135-3029 (964 amino acids)
Biological process (GO): RNA processing; mRNA 5'-splice site recognition
Molecular function (GO): RNA binding
Source: RefSeq, a predicted model, not a curated record